This is a messenger RNA of Paramecium tetraurelia, 552 nucleotides long. RefSeq lists its product as uncharacterized. Gene Ontology annotation, molecular function: protein kinase binding. The record is from RefSeq and is a predicted model, not a curated record. Lineage: Eukaryota; Ciliophora; Oligohymenophorea; Peniculida; Parameciidae. The transcript is spliced from 2 exons. Gene Ontology annotation, biological process: regulation of cyclin-dependent protein serine/threonine kinase activity.
AUGCAAAACCUAGGAUUAACAACAGAAUUGAGCUACGAAUAAUAACAUGAAUUAUACAAUUAGCAAAUUGCUGAUAAUAAAUAAUUAUCAAGUGCUAUGGCUUAUUUGCUUAUGGAUUUGUGUGAAGAAGGUGACAAUGAUGCUAAUAGCAUUUAAGAACUUGAAGCUUUUAAUAGUUCUAAGAUUCCCUCUAUUUCUAUUUAUGAUUACCUAUGCAGAAUUUUAAAGUAGGCUUAAUGUUCCUAGGAAUGCUUAAUAAUGGGUUUAAUAUUCAUAGAUAAAUUGUCAUAAAAAUAGGGGAGAAUUAUAUUAAAAUCAAUUAAUGUCCAUCGAUUGUACGUUGUGGCAGUCAUGUUAUCAGCAAAGUUUUAUGAUGAUAGGUUCUUUCAGAAUUCAUAUUAUGCAAAGGUAGCUGGGAUUUCACAUGAGGAAUUCAACCAUUUGGAAAGAGUCUUGGUUUUCUUAUUGGACUUUAAAUUGAGGAUAGAUCCAUUACUCUACUUCACCUAUCGUUAAAGAAUAAUUACUAAUUACUUUGACAAUCCAGAUUGA